AUGUUUAGUGAAAUUGGAUACAUAAUUUUUCUUCUGCUCGCCUUCCCAUAUAUUGAAAGCGCAUCUCGGCGGCUCAGCGAAUACGUAGAGCAUUAUGAGCCCCUGGAGUAUGAUGCAGACUUGGUGCACGAGCAACAUAAACGCACACGCCGGUCGACGGACGCUCCCGACCUACGACUCAACUUUCAUGCACAUGGCAUACACUUCAAUAUUCGUUUACGACGCGAUCUGUCAGCCUUCAGUGAAGAUUUCAAAGUGGAGGGAUCUCAAGGGCAAUUACACGACGUCGAUACAUCACACAUAUACAAGGGGGAGCUCGUUGAUGAACCACAGUCGACUGUUUUUGGUUCGGUGACGGACGGUGUGUUCGAGGGGAAGAUCGUGCUGAACGACGGCUCGUACUAUGUGGAGCACGCACGGCGCUACUUCCCACCCAACGGCACACGCACACGGGUCCACUCAGUUAUAUAUCGCGAGGGCGAUGUCGUCGAUCCCUACGCGCAUAGAAGACACGGCCAUGUGGGAGGCUGUGGAGUAACAGAUGAGGUUAUUCAAUGGAUGGAACGUAUACAAAAUUCGGGAGUGGACGAUGAUCCUCCAGUUUCUGCUACUCCUUCACACACUUAUCAUUCACCAGCGCCAAACCAGCCUCACCCAAAUAGUUUAAGGGAUGAUUCAUCCAGACAUUGGGAUUUCCACCAUUACAACAAGUAUUCACGUGGCGCGAACACCGGCGAACACUCACGAUCGCGGCGAGCGGCGCCUGAUGACAAAAUAAGGAAUAUGUGCUCCCUUUACAUACAAACAGAUCCGCUCAUAUGGCGGCAUGUUAGAGAAGGCUUUCCAGACCACAAAGACCCAAAUAAAAAGAACGAAGUGGACAUGAAAACACGUGAAGAGAUCCUAUCACUAAUAUCGCACCACGUGACCGCCGUGAACUACAUAUACAGGGACACGAAAUUCGACGGUCGGAAGGAACACAGGAAUAUACAGUUUGAAGUUCAAAGGAUCAAGAUCGACGACGAUUCAUCAUGCUUCACGCAUCCAUUCGCGUCGGAAACCAACCAGUUUUGCUUGGAGAACAUUGAUGUUUCCAACUUCCUGAAUCUCCAUUCUCUUGGAAACCACGAAGACUUCUGCCUGGCAUACGUGUUCACAUACAGGGAUUUCACUGGAGGCACUCUAGGCUUAGCAUGGGUGGCCAGUGCCAGUGGAGCGUCAGGAGGUAUAUGUGAAAAGUAUAAAACAUACACAGAGACUACCGGUGGAAUGUACCAAAGCACCAAACGCUCCUUGAAUACUGGUAUCAUUACAUUCGUGAACUAUAACAGCAGAGUGCCGCCCAAAGUCAGUCAACUCACUCUCGCGCAUGAAAUCGGACAUAAUUUUGGAUCACCGCACGACUAUCCAUCCGAAUGCCGGCCGGGCGGGCAGCAAGGCAACUACAUAAUGUUCGCGUCGGCCACGUCCGGCGACCGGCCCAACAACAGCCGCUUCUCCGCCUGCUCCGUGGGCAACAUCAGUGCGGUGCUGGACGCUGUGCGCGACGGACGCAAGAAGGACUGCUUCAAGGAGAACGCCGGCGCCUUCUGCGGGAACAAGAUUGUGGAGGUCGGCGAGGAGUGCGACUGCGGUUACAACGAAAACGAGUGUAACGAUCGCUGUUGCUACCCGCGGCAGCUCAGCCCCUUCGACCUCGAGAGAAACAACUCCGCCAAGGGCUGCCACAGACGAGCCAACACUCAAUGCAGUCCGUCGCAGGGGCCGUGCUGCCACGGCGAGACGUGCCAGUUCGUGGCGGCCGCCUACAACCAGACGUGCCGCGAGGCCACCGAGUGCAGCCACGCCUCCUUCUGCUCCGGCCGCUCCGCCGAGUGCCCCGGCCCUCGCGCCAUGGCCAACCACACUAAGUGUAACAAUGGCACACAGCUGUGCAUCAACGGCGAGUGCAGCGGUUCAAUAUGUCUCGCGUGGAAUAUGAAAGAGUGUUUCCUCUCAUCGUCGCCGACGAAGAUCGGUGACGGCGUGACUGCGGUCGUGGACCGGCGCGCGCUGUGCCAGCUGGCGUGCCAGACCGGCAACGACCCGGACACGUGUCGGAGUACCGCGGACUUCGCGGACAAAGUCGGACUGCCGCACGGCGGAAUCAGCCUCAGGCCCGGCUCGCCUUGCGACAACUUUCAGGGCUACUGCGACGUGUUCCUCAAAUGCCGCGCAGUGGACGCGGAGGGCCCGCUGGUGAGGCUCAAGAACCUGCUGCUGAACCGCGCCACGCUGCAGACGCUGCAGGCGUGGGUCACGGAGCAGUGGUGGGCCGUGCUGCUGGGCGGCGUCGCGCUCGUGGUCUGCAUGGGCGCCUUCGUCAAGUGCUGCGCCGUGCACACGCCCUCCUCCAACCCCAAGCGCCCGCCGGCCAGACGGCUGUCUGAGACGCUGCGGCGUCCGAUGAACACGCUGCGGCGCAUGCGCGGCGGCGAGGCGCGGCGCGGCGCGCGGGAGCCGCGCCCGCCGCGCCCCGGCCACCGCCGCACGCGCGCGCACAAGGGGUAUGCGCCGCCCCUCGCCUACGCCGCCAGGGACCUGGCGACAGCUCCAGCAGGACCCAGCGGCCGGCGCGCGGAGCCCUACGCCAACGCGUACCCGCAGUCCUACGAGAUGCGGCCCGCGCAAAAGGUC
Brenthis ino (lesser marbled fritillary) is the source of this 2676-nucleotide messenger RNA. Lineage: Eukaryota; Metazoa; Arthropoda; Insecta; Lepidoptera; Nymphalidae. The record is from the annotation of a GenBank genome assembly.